UAAAGGGCCGUUGCUUAGCAACGCGUAAACUUUUCAAGAGCACAGAGAGAGACAUAACCAAACAAACCCACCUCCGACAAGCUACUUGACUUGUGACUUAGCUUCCAGAUUUAUCACGCCACAAGUGCCAUGUCCAAGACACAGCUGAAGAAAAAGGAUUCUACCUCCAGUAAAGUCUCUUUACCCGAACGACAGACGGAAGCAGCAUCCCUAGUAACCACUUCCACUGAGAGCUUAGGAGGUGUAUGGAGAUGCAGAUUUCCCAUUUGGCCCGAGUGGAACGAAGCAGAAGUCAAUAAGGAGAAAUGGGACUCAAACAAAGGACCUGAAGAUGGAAAGACGAGCAAGGCUCCCAAUGCUCCUUUUUUUGAAGACCCCGAGGGAAAAAUUUCCCUGCCUCCAUCUUUGAAAGUGCAUUCUUGGAAGCGUCCUACAGAGUUUAUUGCCAACAAGGGUCUCGCUGUUGUUGAAAAUCAAACGUCCUUUAACCUGAUCACCCCCAAUGAUCAUCUGAUUUGCAGUGAGCUGAUGAGAUGGAUCAUUAGUGAGAUCUAUAUUGUUUGGACACUGCAUAACUGCACGUCUACAGAACAAGAUGGUUGGAGACCUUGGGAGCACAUCUACUCGCUGUGUAAGGUGGCGAAAGGUCAUGUGCCACUCUUUAACAACUAUGGAAAAUACGUGGUCAAACUCUACUGGAUGGGUUGUUGGAGGAAGAUAACCGUAGAUGAUUCCAUGCCAUUUGAUGAAGAAAACAACCUGCUUCUCCCUGCCUCCACCUGUCAGUCAGAGCUGUGGCCAAUGUUGUUGGUUAAGGCUCUCAUUAAAGUGGCCAACACAAAUUGCCAAAACUACAACACAAGUGUAUUGCCAGAGGGCUGUGGGGAGAUGGGUGAGUUCACCUUUACUCACACACUCACCGGCUGGAUCCCAGAAAUUAGUCCAAUAAAGUCUUUAUACACGGGAAAAACCUGGGAUUUUUUACAAAACACUAUCCCCAUAUUUAAACACCCUGAUGAGAGUUUGCCAGAGACUGAGCCUCAGACUACAGAACCAGCUGCACAGAGAGAUUCCAGCUGUAACGACAGCGAGCGUGAGCUGCCAAAGCCGGAGAAAAAUCAAGAUACCCCCAAAAUAGUGGUGUGUGCCAGCUACUACCCUUUACAGCCACAUAACAGUUCCUUCGGAUUUGGACACAUGGGUAAUUCCUCAGAGUUUCUUCGCCAGUAUGGCCUCUCCUUGCUGUACAGCCACAUUGUCCUGUUGACCAGAACCCGGGCAUGCCAGCUGGAGGCACCACCUAUAUCUCCACCUGUGCCACGAUGGAAACUCAUCCGCCCACGCAAGGAGAUCACGGUCACCGACGAACCACGGAAGCUUCUUUUGUCAAAACCUGAGCAGUUCAUUGAGGUUGCCAGCCCUUUUCUCUCCUACCGUGUCAAGAGCAGCGUUGGCCCAAACCCAGAGCUGGAGGCCAAGAUGAGUGCUCAGAGGAUGCGUUCCUAUGGAUCCCCUCUGGUGUCCAUUGCUGAGAGAGAGGAGACUGAACGCAGAGAGGGCCUCGAGCUUGAUGCAGCUGAACUCACCACUAGCUCGCCAAGCAGCACAACAGACAAAAUAGAGGUUACGACAGAGGACAGGAAGAAGGACAACGCUGAUGUCUCUGAUGUUCGGCCCAAAACUGCAAUGAUGGAGCCCGAAACCUCAACUUCUGUCAUCAGACCCAUCCUGCAAGAGACCUGGAUGGACCUAGAUGACUUUGCUAAAUGCUUUCAGACUCUCUUGGUGUUUCAUAAACCACAAACCUACCUACAUCAUGUCCAGAAAUCUCAUUUUAAGAUCACCGUCUUGUCCAAAGCUGCAACAAGCACUAGCUGUACUGGGUCAUCUACACAUUCUCUUAGCACUGGAUCCCUCCCUGUGAUGUCUGCUGUAGCAAGUCCUGAAUGUCCAGAGGUGAGAGGCUCUCACUACCUGUGUGUGGACAGCCCACAACCUUCCCAGAUCCUCAUCACUUUCUCCGCUCUGCUUCUCUGGGGAGAUACAGCUGAAGAGAAAAAGGAAAUGUCAGCAGCACGUGGGUCUGCAGUGCUCAUCGCCAGGUCGUACUCCUGGAAAAGCCUGCGGUCUCAGUUGCCAGUUUUCACCAUCAAGACCACCUCCUCAAAGGCAGCCACGCUUAACCUACCCCCAGGGUGCCAUGUGUUGUCCUUCCACAUAAAGGCAGCACUCGGCUACCAUGUUCACCUGUGCAGCAUGACACCUUUCAUCUUUGGGGAUGAAGAAACUAUAAUGUCACACCUCACCAAGGACAGUGCUCGUUUCACUGAGCAGGCCUCGUCCAUCUUGAGGGCCCUAUCCAGAGUGGUGUCUUCCUUCAGCGAUGAGCAGGAUCAGCCAGCAGCCAGAAGAAUGCUAGAAGAGGCUCACUGCCCCCAAAACAUCAACACCACCCGGGGAAAACAUCACAAGCUGUUUAACAAUGCAGUUUAUCACAUGCUGUGUGAAGCGCUGGGCAGGAAGCUGACAGCAGAGGAGCGGUUUGCUAUACUGGCCCUCACAGCUGACCCUUCACUCUUAGCUAUUGACCAUAAACACCACUCCCCUACAUUAGAUGCAGAGUCAAAGCCUCCAGAAAGCUGGAGAGACAGGAAGCCAACAGACAAGGAAAUCGAGGCAGUCACCACUCUGCAAGCUGGAUUCAAAGGGCACUUGGUGCGACAGAUCUUUAAUGCCACGAAACCAGGCACGAAGGAGAACCUCAGUACAUCUAAGAUCCUUUUGGACACGUGGACGAAGGUUCAAUCAGAUGCAGAAAAACAUGCUGCCUUCUUGUUACGGUAUAUCAUUGACAACUCUGAUGGGAAAGAAGAGCUCUACCCCUGUCAGCAAGAUGAAUGGACCAGAAUUAGCAUCGCUGAUUACUCUGUCCCACUUCAAGACACAGCCAACUCCUGGGUCUUGGUCUUUAGAGAGGUGUUCCUGGUUCCUGAGGAGAUGCAGCUGGUACCAAAGGUCUACUCCCCAAUUCCUAAUUGUCUGCUGCACAUUGUAAACAAUGACACAGGAGAGGAGUUGGACAUGGCUGUUAACGAAGCAGGAGCCCAUGUUUGUCAACCAAACAAGCGUGGUUAUACUUUUGUAGCAGAAGCCGUCACACCUGAGUCACCCCGUAAUAGUGCUAAGUGGAGGAUGUGCUUGAUUGGCUCAAGGGAACGCCUUCCAAAGUUGUCCCAUGAGACUCCACUCAACACAUUCUCAGUGAAGGAAAUCCAGGAUUAUUACGUUCCCAAUGACAAAAACCUCAUAUGUCGUUACUUUGUGCAGGUGACAGCAGAAGUCCUAGGAACAAUUCAGUUUCAGACUUCCAAGCCAGACGUAUUGAUCCGUCUGUCCGUUCUGGACCAGGAGAAGGAAGUUGCCAGUUCAAUGGGGAAGGGCCACGUGGUAAUUCCUGUGUUCUUCUUCCUGCCCAACAAAGGCUCGAGUUGCACCGAUGAGAAGAACCAGAAGGGAGUCAAACUAGUAGACACUUCACAGCAAAGAGACGUGGAGGACAGCACAGCUGGGAAAUCAGACUCCUUGUCUGACCAGUCUCAGCCUCCCACAGAGACUAUGGGUCAUAAUUAUGUGGUGCAGGCAGAGGUGCUUUAUAAGAGCUGGGAUUUGGAUGAAUCUCAGCUGGCUUUUGUCCAUAAGCUCAGAGACUUGGAGAAGAAUGAAAUGAGAGUAUAUAAGAUGGACGACUUGAAGCGCUCAUCCACUGACACACCGAGCCAUGACGGACACAAAUCUGACACACCCAAAGGUAACAAGGAGAAGGGGAAGCCAUCUGCCACCUCCAAAUCCAGCUCCAAGCUGGAAACGAGACUCGAUUUGACUAAACCAAACUGGACGCUGCGUGUGGUCAUCGACAAGAGCAAAACAGGAAGCAUCGAGGUGAAGAAGGACACAGAGAGACUGGACCAAAUUAAAGCCAUUAAAAAAGCCUGGGAAAUGGCUGAACCAGGCCGUAGUGCCAAGGCUUCACAGUCUCUUCUCAAGUUUCUUAACCCAGUCCAACAUCAAGCAGGUGAUGAAACGACUACAGAUGAUGCAGAAACCAAAGAGCCAGAUGCUUCCAGAUCAGAUUCUGUCACAUGUCUUAGUCCAUCUAAAGAAAAGCUGACUGGUGCCUUAUGCUCCAGUGCCCCCAUGGACUACACUUCCUUCAUCAGAUUGGUUCAUACAGUAUCUGCAGGACAUUGCUCAUGAGCUCCCGUGUUUAUGACCUUUCCUCCCAUUGGUGCCGUGAACAGCGGUGUUACAGGACAGCACGCUUUGGCUGGCCUGAAAGGGCAUUGCAUGGACUUCAGAGGACAUUUAUGUGUACUGUAUAAUGCGGAGACAUUAAGGACAUGCUCGGUGAAAAAACCCAAAUCCAAAAAUCAAACAGUGUAAUAAAACUAGAAACAUCUAAGUAAUGAUACUGACUUUAAUUAUUUUUACAUCGCAAUUCUAAAAAAACUUGUGUUGUGUCUUGAAACUUAGUGAUUCAUUGUUGUAAGUGAAGUAUACACAUACACUAAAAUAAACAAAGUUAAACAUUAUUCAAUCCACUGUGCGUCUGCUUCGUGGCUGACGCAGCGCACAGUAUGUUGCAGCCAGAAGAUGAAAAUGCAACGGCUCCACAAUUAUGACACCCAGAGCUUUAACUUCAGCAAUCAUUGUGUAAAGAAUUGAACCGCUGUAGUUAUCAAUACACAGUUAGCGUCACAAGGCCCCAUUAGUUUCCUGCUUUUAUGUGUGUUAAGUGUCAACUUUAGACUUGUGUCAGUGUCACUGGUCUGAAGGGAAGAGUCUGCCUCCAUGGUUCCCCUCAGAGUCUCCUAUUAGUCUCCCUCACACCACCUCUCCCUCUGUCCGUCCCUCUCCAUGAUAAAUGAGAUGAUAUUUGGGUCUGUUAAUUAGAGAGCUAUUUCAGGACCCCAACGAGCUCAUCGCUGCAAUGAGACGUGCCCCCUCUCCCAUCACCUCUCCAUCCUCUCCUGCUGUGGGUGUGUGCAUUUGCGUGCACGUGCGGUGCGUCCGUGUCCAGCCGCUAAUGGCUGCUGACACUGUGACCCGUGAUCCGAGCCAAGAGAGAGAUCCUGAGGAGUAGUCUAUUAGGGGACUGAUUAGUCUGCAACACACCUCUUUCUCUCAAAGGUGCACCACAGGGCACAUCAUAGAUUCACACUCAUGCACACACACACACACUCCGGCAUGCCAUCUUUAUAGCAUUUGCACACAUGCUGUUUUACGCAGUGGAAGAGGUUGACCAGGGCACUGUUCAUUAACCAAAUGAACUCCAUCAUGGCCUCCCCUCUUCAUUAAGGUCAUUUUAAAUAAUAGGCAGCCAUAUUAUCACUUUGAAUUCCCUUUGCAUACGUGUCAUUCCCAGUCAUUCUCAUUCUCAGACAAACACACACAUAACUGUCUAACUGCCUUAUUGUGUGUCUCUCUCAUACAUAUCACUGAAGUUUUACUAUCAAUUCUUAACAGACUAUAAUGAAUAUACAACUUGGGUGUGAGAUAAGCUAUUGGACUGUGUGUCUAUCAUUUCCCCUGCCUAUGUCUGUAUUUAUUAUCAACAUUUCCAUUUUUAUUUUUCUUGUCUCAUCUCACAAAAUAGCCUGUAAAUGUGGAGGAAUUUGUUAUUAUUGACCGUAGUAUGAGCUAACAAUGUUUGUUUAAUAUCUGAUCCUCAAAAUACAGGCUACCAAUAUUAAUGGUACAAUAGUACAAUAUUGGUUAGAGACAAUAUAGGAAAGCUGUAAGAAUUAAGGUACAUAUACACGUUGUAUU
Messenger RNA from Larimichthys crocea (large yellow croaker), 5826 nucleotides. RefSeq names its product androglobin (gene adgb). Bases 130 to 4254 code for a protein of 1374 amino acids. The transcript has 35 exons. Lineage: Eukaryota; Metazoa; Chordata; Actinopteri; Sciaenidae. Gene Ontology annotation, biological process: proteolysis. Gene Ontology annotation, molecular function: heme binding; calcium-dependent cysteine-type endopeptidase activity; oxygen binding. The record is from RefSeq and is a predicted model, not a curated record.